Symbiodinium pilosum is the source of this 1956-nucleotide messenger RNA. The record is from the annotation of a GenBank genome assembly. NCBI's taxonomy places the organism in Eukaryota, Dinophyceae, Suessiales, Symbiodiniaceae.
AUGACACUGUUACGCGGUCUGCUACUGAGCGGCUUGCUGGCAAUUGCACCGGCAAGCUUUGCCGAAGAAGCUGCUGAUGCAGCUACACCAGCGAGUGACCUUGCGGUAACCGAGGCGAACUCACUUGAUCAAUUGCUCGACAAUGUUGAGCAGCGACGAGUGGUUGAAUCGCGAGAGCAUACCGCACGCGAGCGUCGUUUUGCUCAGGAUCGUGCUAACCAGGCGAAACUGUUACAGGAUGCCCAGGCUGAACGCACACGUGAAGAGCGUCGCUCGGACCGGCUUGAGACCACGUUUGAAGAAAACGAAAUUCGCAUCGGCGAUCUUACCGAGCAGCUGGACAAGCGCUUAGGCAGUUUGCGUGAAUUGUUUGGCGUGCUGCAGCAGGUAGCUGGUGACACCCGUGGUUUGUUCGAGGCUUCAUUGAUUUCGUCACAAUAUCCUAACCGCGGUGAGUGGUUGGAUGCGCUGGCUAAGAAGAUGGGUACCGCAAGCCAGUUGGCAACCAUUGAAGAAAUGGAAACACUCUGGUUCGAGCUUCAGCGUGAAAUGACUGAAUCUGGCAAAGUUUCACGUUUCCCGGGCACCAUAACCAAACUGUCUGGCGAAAAAGUUAAUACCGAUAUCGUUCGCGUGGGGUCUUACGCGUUGCUCGGUGAAGGUGAAUACCUGCAAUGGGAUGCAGACACUCAAUCUAUUAUUGAACUGGCUCGCCAACCUUCCGGCCGGCACGUCUCCACUGCGGCUGCGGUACAGGAAUCUGCCGCUGGCGAGAUUGUUGAAUUUUCUGUUGACCCAUUACGCGGUUCUCUGCUCGCGCUGUUGAUUCAGGCUGCCACUAUCGGUGAGCAGGUUGGUUCGUUAGGCGCAGUUGCUGAAUGUUACCUGCCUUUCUGUGAUGGACAGGGUGGUACGGUAGGCGCGAUUAUUAUUCUGGGUGGAUUUAUUGGUGUCCUGCUUGCGCUGGAACGCCUGUUAACUCUGACCAUGAUUGGCGCGAAGGUGAACGCUCAGCGCAAGAACCCAACGCCAAGCGACGACAACCCACUGGGUCGAGUCCUCAAGGUUUAUGAUGAAAACAAAGAAGUUGAUGUCGAGACGCUGGAGCUGAAGCUUGGUGAAGCGAUUCUCGGGGAGACGCCGAAGUUGACGCGAAACAUUACCUUGAUUCAGGUGAUCUCUGUAGUAGCUCCGUUAACCGGUCUGUUAGGAACGGUUAUCGGUAUGAUCGAGACGUUCCAGGCAAUUACGCUGUUUGGUGCAGGUGAUCCGAAGACUAUGGCGAGUGGUAUUUCAAAAGCCUUGAUGACCACCGUUCUGGGUCUGUGUGUUGCAAUUCCAACAACGCUGUUGCACGCACUGGUUAAUGCCCGCUCGAAGUCUGUUAUUCAUGUUAUUGAAGAGCAGAGUGCAGGCAUUAUUGCGGAUCACGCUGAAAAAUCCGGCGACGCUUAUCUCGCGAUUAUCCGCUUCAUGGAAAUGGGAGGUGAUGUGCUCUGGCUCAUCGCCCUCAUCACUUUCCUGAUGUGGACCCUCAUCUUCGAAAGAAUGUGGUUCUUCUAUACGGAACACAAAAGCCUGGUACGAGAGUCCACCGAAAGGUGGGAAGGACGUGCAGAGCGGACCUCAUGGAGCGCGCGCCAAGUACGUGAAGCCAUGAUUUCUGACGCGUCGGAUCGUAUAACAGGAUCGUUGCCCAUCAUUCAGACAUGUGUGGCAUUGUGUCCACUGUUUGGCUUGCUGGGCACCGUUACCGGCAUGAUCGCGGUGUUCGACGCAAUGGCGACCCAGGGCGGCAAUGCGCGCUCUAUGGCCGCCGGCGUGUCGAUGGCCACCAUACCAACAAUGUCAGGUAUGAUUGCCUCAUUGUCCGGUCUUGUUGGCAGCACCUGGUUGCGACGUAAAGUGGAUUAUGAAGUUGAAUUGUUCGAAGACCACCUGACGUUGGAUCACUAA